GUUCUAGCGGAGAAGAGGAGGUGGCGGCCACGGCUGAGCACUUUACCCGAAAAAGGGACUCUUCCUCCGGCCGCUGGUGGUAGUCGCUAUCCGCCGGUCCCGGCUGGCGAAAAGCCACCUAGUUGUUGCUUUCUUCCGCGGUUGUUUCUAUAUAUUUUUUCGACUUGGCGCGCCAAGUAUGAAGUCUGUGCGCAGGUGCAGGAUAAUUAGCAGUUAAUAGAGGUUUUGGGGGGGUUCUUCUCUUUCUCGUCAUCGCCUGAAAGACCACCAUGGAGGGGAAUGGAGACGUGAAAGGCGCUUACCUCGACUCGGAUUUUGGGAGUGUUCCCGAAGAGACGCAGAGUACAGACGAAGAAGACGAGAAGCUGGACCACAUCCUCUACCCUCCUUCCUCAGCCUCACUCAGGAAGUCCAGCCACCCUGACCUGAGUCUGCGCUUCAAGCGCCAGCUCAGCGACGAUGGCAAGCACAUGAGAAGACGCAGCCUCGGCGGGGGUCUGACAGGAAAGUACCUUCUUUUCUCGGCCCACGCCCAGCAAUCGUGGCCUCCGCAAUCGUAUCCUGACACGUCUUCCAACCUGAUCCGCAUGAACGCGCUGAACCUCGGCAAGUCGGACCCUUCCCUGACCUCCAGCUCGAAGGAGCUCAGUCUUCCCCGAAGAGGCAGUCUCUGCAGGACAAGCAACAGGAAAAGCCUGAUCGGAAGUGGCCAGUCCACAGGUUUACCCAGACCCCAUUCGCCCCUCUCGUCUUUUGCAGGCACGAGUCCACAGGACAGUCCGAGGAACUUUUCCCCGAGCACCUCGGCUCAUUUCUCCUUCGCCCGAAGGAGCGACGGUCGCCGCUGGUCGCUGGCCUCCCUUCCCUCCUCUGGAUAUGGAACCAACACGCCUAGCUCCACCGUCUCUUCGUCCUGUUCAUCACAGGAAAAGCUGCAUCAGCUGCCCUUCCAGCCCACGCCGGACGAGCUGCACUUCCUGUCUAAGCACUUCUGCACCGAGAGCAUCUCCGCCGCCGACGAGUGUCGCCGCGCUACGGCUAUGCGACCGCGCUCGCGCAGCCUCAGCCCUGGGAGGUCUCCAUCCUGUUACGACCACGAAAUUAUCAUGAUGAAUCACGUCUACAAGGAGCGCUUUCCCAAGGCCACCGCUCAGAUGGAGGAGAAAAUCGAGGAGAUAAUCCGCGGCAACUCCCCGGAGAGCGUCCUGCCGUUGGCCGACGGCGUGCUGGGCUUCGCGCGUCACCAGAUCAUCGAGCUGGCGCGCGACUGCUUGGAGAAGAGCCGGCUGGGCCUGGUCACGUCCAGCUACUUCUGCGAGCUCACCGACAAGCUGGAGAGGCUCGUGCAGGAGUCCACCGAGCGUUCUGAGAGCGAGGAGGUCAACUUCAUCCGCGAGCUGGCUAAAAAGAUCCUCAUGGUCAUCGCCCGACCCGCCCGCCUGCUGGAAUGCCUGGAGUUUGACCCGGAGGAAUUCUACCACCUCUUGGAAGCUGCCGAGGGCCACGCCAAGGAGGGCCAAGGCAUUAAGACUGACAUCCCCCGUUACAUCAUCAGUCAACUGGGACUCACCCGAGAUCCAUUAGAAGAGAUGGCCCAGUUAAGCAACAGUGACAGCGGAAUUGCACAAACUCCCGAAACCGACGACUGCUCUCAGAGCCUGAGCGGCGCCUUGAGAUCCAGACGCAAACCGUGCGAGUUGGACUUCGAGUUGACCAAACUUAUCAGCAACGGCGCCUACGGAGCCGUGUACUUGGUGCGGCACAAGGAGAGCAAGCAGCGUUUCGCUAUGAAGAAGAUCAACAAGCAGAAUCUGAUGCUGAGGAACCAGAUCCAGCAAGCCUUUGUGGAGAGGGACAUCCUCACCUUCGCGGAGAACCCCUUUGUGGUUUCCAUGUAUUGCUCCUUCGAGACCAGACGACACCUCUGCAUGGUCAUGGAAUAUGUGGAAGGAGGAGACUGCGCCACCCUACUGAAAAACAUGGGCCCUCUGCCAGUGGACAUGGCCCGGAUGUACUUUGCCGAGACCGUGCUGGCACUGGAGUACCUGCACAACUAUGGCAUUGUGCACCGGGACCUCAAACCAGACAAUUUGCUGGUGACAUCCAUGGGUCACAUCAAGCUCACGGACUUCGGCCUGUCCAAAGUGGGCUUGAUGAACAUGACCACCAACCUGUACGAAGGCCACAUCGAGAAGGACGCCCGCGAGUUCUCCGACAAGCAGGUGUGCGGAACGCCGGAGUACAUCGCUCCCGAGGUAAUCCUGAGGCAAGGCUAUGGCAAGCCGGUGGACUGGUGGGCCAUGGGCAUCAUCCUCUACGAGUUCUUGGUGGGCUGCGUGCCCUUCUUCGGGGACACGCCCGAAGAGCUCUUUGGGCAAGUCAUCAGUGACGAGAUCAACUGGCCGGAUGGAGAAGAAGCUCCGCCUACCGACGCACAGGAGCUCAUUGCCGUUCUGCUCAGGCAGAAUCCUCUGGAGCGAAUGGGCGCAGGUGGCGCCGCUGAGGUGAAGCAGCAUCCCUUUUUCCACCACCUGGACUGGAACGGCCUCCUCCGGCAGAAGGCAGAGUUCAUCCCUCAGCUGGAAUCGGAAGACGACACCAGCUACUUUGACACUCGCUCAGAGCGCUACCACCACCUGGAGACUGAGGAGGAUGACACCAACGACGAGGACUUCAACGUGGAGAUGCGUCAAUUCUCCUCCUGUUCUCACCGCUUCUCCAAGGUGUACAGCAGUCUGGACCUUUCUCGCGGCCACGUUGAGGAGAAAGAAGACACGGGAGAGGACAAGAAAAGCCAAAGCCCGUCCACGCUCGACUCGCUAAACUGGACGCCUGACUUCACCGACACGCCGUCCGUGGACGUCGAACCGCUCCGGCAGAAUCCGGUAACCGCUACCUUACCCAAGUUUGCCAUCUCGACCUCGGAGAGCGAAGAAGUGGACGAGUCGUCGGGAACGGGAGACCCCAACAAGACCUCCUUCUCGGUGGUUGAGCUGCCGCGGGAUGAGAACGACGCCACCACACCCGGCAGCACCCGUAGCGGGGCUACGCUCUCCGGAAGUUUUUCCGAGCAUUUGGACCAGUUGAAUUCCCGAGGCGAUGACGUGCAGAGCCCAGACGGACAACAGGUGGUAACGACGGCUGUCCCGAGACUCGGCAGCAGCAGCUGCGGCGGGGACGACAAGCCACGAGCACCCGUUAAAGCCACCAAGUCCGUUUCCACCGGCGCCCUCUCCCUCAUGAUCCCCGCAGACAUGUUUGGUGCAUCCCCGCUGGCGAGCCCGCUGUCACCUUACUCGCUGUCGUCAGAGCCCUCCUCCUCCCGAGACUCCUCCCCAAGCCGAGACUCGCCGUCCUACUCCUCGCCGCUGGCGCGGCAGCCGGUGGUCAUCCACGGCAGCGGCAAGAAGUUCGGCUUCACGCUGCGGGCCAUCCGUGUCUACGCCUGUGACGGCGACGUCUACACAGUCUACCACAUGGUCUGGAAUGUAGAGGACGGCGGCCCCGCACAGAAAGCUGGACUCAAAGCCGGCGAUCUCAUCACGCACGUCAACGGGGAGGCCGUCCAUGGCCUGGUCCACACUGAAGUGGUGGAACUGCUGGUCAAGAGCGGCAGUAAGGUUUCCAUCAGCACCACACCCUUUGAAAACACGUCCAUUAAAAGAGGCCCGGCCAGAAAGAACAGCUACAGGAGCAAAAUGGUGCGCUGCGCCAAGAAGGCCAAGAAGGAAAAGACUCCAGAGAGACGCCGUUCCCUUUUCCGACGUUUCGCCAUGCAGCCGUCUCCCCUGCUGCACACCAGUCGCAGCUUCACGUCGCUGAGCCAUUCGCUGUCGUCUGGAGAGAGUCUUCCCGGCUCACCCACGCACAGCGUUUCGCCUCGCUCGCCCACCGCAGCCUUCCACCCGCCACCCGACUUCACCCUCUCAGGUGGCAACUCUUCACAAAGCAGCUCGCCCAGCUCCAGCGCACCAAACUCCCCUGCAGGCUCCACCCAGAUCCGGCCCAGCACCCUGCACGGCCUGGGCCCCAAGCUGCCGUGCCAGCGGCUUCGUCAGGGCCGUCGUAAGUCCGCCGGGAGCAUUCCGCUCUCCCCUUUGGCCCGGACGCCCUCCCCCACGCCGCAGCCUACUUCCCCUCAGCGCUCACCUUCCCCUCUUCUCGGCGGACACUCGGUGACCAUUUCCAAAAGCGCGCAGGCCUUCCCAAGCAAAAUCCACUCCCCGCCCACCAUCAUCCGUCACAUGGUGCGGCCCAAAAGCGCCGAGCCGCCGCGUUCCCCGCUCCUGAAACGAGUGCAGUCCGAAGAGACGCUGUCGCCCUCCUACGCCGCCGACAAGAAGCACCUGUGCGCUCGAAAGCAAAGCCUGGAGGUGACUCAGGAGGAGGCGCAGGAUCAAGAAGACGGGGACGUCGGCGCUCCGGCGGGGGACGUUCCCCGCGUUCGGCCUGUCGAACAAGGCUGCCUGAAGAGGCCGGCGUGCCGCAGGGAGCGUCAGGAAUCUCUGGAGGAGCCGGAAAGGCGUGAAUCCGAUCCGUCAGCCGGUAACGACUUCUUACCCCGGACUCAAAGCAAAUCCGAAACGACGGGCGUGGCCCUCAAAGAUGUCCUGUACAAAAAACUGGGUCGCGUGUCGGACGCUGUUAGCGAUUUGGCCGCUAGCGACGGAGAGCGGUUACUCCACUCCAAACUGGAGAGGUCGGAGCUUAAAGCGGACUUCACAAGGAAGCGGCUGUCCUUCGAAGAGCGGGAAGACUUUGUUUGUCGGCUCUCCCCGGCCAAGCACGAUAACCUUCAUUUCGGCGCCACCCGCUCCAAAAGCCUCCAGCUAGAUGAGCACAUGAAGUCCGGACUGGAAAGUUCCGCGGCCCCGAAGAUGUUCUCCGGCCGGGGGGAGAGCGCCGUGGAGAAGCUGCAGCUCAUUUCCUUAGGCGAGUGUCCUCUGCGGAAGACGUCCUCGGACUACAAACUGGAAGUACGCCACGUGUCUCCUCUCAAGCCUCUGGAGGGCACCCUUGACAUCGGCUUACUGUCGGGACCCCGAGUCUCCAAAACGGACACCUGCUUAUCCAAAAUGGCAGAGAACAAAUUUUCAAGCCCCCCUCUUUGGCUCCAGAAUGCCGCGGAACGACAGCUGAAAACUCCGGACAAACCCAAAAGCCCUCUAGCGUGCCACCCGAGUCCGGACCCCGUCGCCUCCCUGAAUGUAUUCCCCAAGGAACACUUGCUCGCUGAGAAAACCAAAAGCAGACACGACGCCGACGUCUCCAAGCAAGAAGGUCGAACCUGCGUGAAGGUGACCGCAUCCCGUCAUUUCUCUUACGGGAAGACGCCCUCCAUCCGGGAGGUCAGCAAUGAAGACCAGGACGAAGAAGCGGAGCAGCCAAAAGUUGACGCCGAAAUUUUCCCGGCACCAUCUUACGCCCGUUCUGCAGGAAGUUUGGAUCUGGACAAAGAGGGUAUUAGUCAGGGACUCUGUGUUUCACCUGAGUCAAACAAAACCACCGACUGCUCCGCCUCUAAGCAGGUCCUGGGCGGCUCUCAAACUGCAUCAGUGUUAAACUCUGCCGACGCCAAGAAAGAUCAACCGGCGUCGGACCACCUGAAGACUAAAGGAACUUUAGAAAACUCGCUAAAAGCGGCAGAACUCGGCCCCUCGAAGAAGCUUGAAAACACUUUAGCGCUUAAGUUCAGCCCCGAGCGCACUCGAAUCCCCGAUCCCCAAUUGCGAGAAGCGCCAUCCACCACUCACGUAGCCAUCGACUCCAAAUGCGGAAACCCCGCGUUUCCCUCAGCUGAGGUAUUGACGCAACAAAAAUGUCCUGUAGCGCUCGUCAAGGAAAGCACAGACUCAAAAUCUAAACUAAAGCCGUCCUUGGCGCCACCCAAGCAUAAAGACCCUUCGCCCAAAAAGCAGCCAGUUAAGGAACACCACGAUCCCAAGUCAAAAAGCGCCAACCAGGCCGGAACGAAGGCGAGCGGCAGCUGCGACUCCUCGGAACCCCCCGAUAAAUCUCUUCCCUGUGAUAAGACGCCGCCCCCCGAAAAGGGCGCCAAGAAAAAACCCACCCGCCGAGAAGCACCUAGCGAGACUCGCGCGCGGGCCAAGACUGACUCUAAGCGGCGCGUGUGACUCCGUCGCAAAAAAAAAUGAGACAUUUCCGCCUUUUCAUCAAUGUGGUAACAGGACCGGAGAAGCUGUUACGCCAGAGCUCGGCCAAUCGGGAGAAGCCUUGCUGAUGAGGUGCCAUAAAAACAUUGCACUGGUUUGUUGUUUUAACGCAGUACGAAUUGUCCUCACAUUCCUUUCUGUGCGAUUUGGAUCAGAAAACGUAGCAGUAACGCGGAAAAAAAAAUGACCUCGGAUUUCGAGGAUGUUAAAAGAAUCUGGAAAAUUCGAUGGGUGGCGCCUCCUUUGGAGAGAUCCGAUUGGUUGAGAAGGAUCUGGGUCUGUCUGUGUAGCAAAGUUUGAUGGUCAUUUAACAGAACAUUGAUGGUGUAUUUGUUCUCAGUGUUUUUUGACCUACAACGACCGUUAAAGAGUCCAAAAUGGCGUCCCGAUGGGAUUCGAGGAUGUCACAGGUAUGUUCACGUGAUUGGUUAACUGCCAUUGACGGUGUUAGAUGUCCAAUCUGUUUGAAGUGUCUACUAGCGAUAAACUGGUGGGAGGUUGCAUCUUGUCCAGAGGAAGAGCAAAAUUUUGACUUCAAUGGCUGCCAUUUGACAGGGCUGGACGUCAAUUGGGAGGGAUGGUUAAUUUGCUGCCACCCUCCCAGUUCAAAAUGGAUUGGACGUCUACUCGCGACAAACUAAUCGGUGUGGAGGUGCAUCUGAGUCAGGGGAAGAAUUUUAUUUAUUAACUUAUUGGCUGUCAUUGACAGAGCUAGACAUCCAAUCUAUUUGAAGUGGGAGGGAUGGCAGUGAAUGAACAAAUUUUCAUUCGCUUCCAACCUCCCAUUUCAAAAUGGUCCAUUAGCGAUAAACAUUCCUACUUCCUAAUGGAUUGGAUGUCUACUAGUGUUCAACUUGGCCUGAGGAAGAGCAAAAUUUUUUACUUCAUUGGCUGCCAUUGACGACAAAAGAUGUCCAAUUCAUUUGAAGUGGGAGGAAUGGCAGUGAAAGAACACAUUUUUCAUUCACUGCCACCACCUACUUAGAAAUGGAUCGGACAUCUACAAGUGUUAAACUAGGCCAAAGGAAGAGUUCAAUUUUGACAUCAUUGGCUGCCAUUGACGUCUAUAAAUGUCCAAUCCAUUUGAAGUGGGAGGGAUGACAGCAAAUGAACAAAUUUUCAAUCACUGUCAUCCUCCUACUUCAAAAUGGAUUGGACGUCUACUAACAUUCAAUUAGGCCUGAGGAAGAGCAACAUUUUGACUUCAUUGGCUGUCAUUGACGACUAAAGAUGUCCAAUCCAUUUUAUGUGGGAGGGAUAAAUCCUCCUACUUCAAAAUGGAUUGGACGUCCUCUAGCGUUCAACUAGGUCAGAGGAAGAGCAAAUUUUUUACAUCAUUGGCUGCCAUUGACGACUAAAGAUGUCCAAUCCAUUUGAAGUGGGAGGGAUGGCAGCAAAUGAACAAAUUUUCAUUCGCUGACACCCUCCUACUUCAAAAUGGAUUGGACGUCUACUAACAUUCAAUUAGGCCUGAGGAAGAGCAACAUUUUUACUUCAUUGGUUGCUGUUGACGUCGAUAGAUGUUCAAUCCAACUGAAGUGGGAGGGAUGGCAGCAAAUGUACAAAUUUUCAGUUGCUGCCACCCUCCUACAUCCAAAUGGAUUGGAUGUCUACUAGCGUUCAACUAGGCCUGAGGAAGAGCAACAUUUUGACUUCAUUGGCUGCCAUUGACGUCGAUAGAUGUCCAAUCCAACUGAAGUGAGAGGGAUGACAGUGAAUGAAAACAUUUUCAUUCACUUUCAUCCUCCUACUUCAAAAUGGAUUGGACGUCUACUAGCGUUAAACUAGGUCUGAGUAAUAGCAAAAUUUUGACCCUACUGGGUGCCGUUGACGUCUAUAGAUGUCCAAUCCAUUUAAAGUGGGAGGGGUGGUUCACUUGCUGCCACAUUCCUACUUCUAAUUGGAUUAGAUAUCUACUAAUGUUCAUUUAGGCCUGAGGAACAGCAAAAUUUUGACUUCAUUGGCUGCCAUUGACGUCUAUAGAUGUCCAAUCCACCUGAAGUGGGAGGGAUGACAGCGAAAGAACACAUUUUCAUUCGCUGCCACCUGAUUACUUCAAAAUGGAUUGGAUGUCUACUAGUGUUAAAUUAGGCCAAAGGAAGAGCAAAAUUUUGACUUCAUUGGCUGCCGUUGACGUCUAUAGAUGUCCAAUGUAUUGAAGUGGGAGGGAUGGUUCACUUGCCACAGUCCUACUUCCAAAUGGAUUGGACGUCUACUAGCGUUCAACUAGGCCUGAGGAAUAGCAAAAUUUUGUCUUCAUUGGCUGCCAUUGACGUCUACAGAUGUCCAAUCCAUUUGAAGUGGGAGGGAUGGCAGCGAAAGAACAAAUUUUCAUUCGCUGCCACCCUCCUACUUCAAAAUGGAUUGGAUGUCUACUAGUGUUAAAUUAGGCCAAAGGAAGAGUAAUUGGAUGCCAUUAAUGUCUCCAGAUGUCCAAUCCAUUUGAAGUGGGAGGGAUGCUUGCCACCCUCAACAACCUUCAAAAUGGAUUGGAUGUCUACUACAUAUAAAGUGGUGGAAGAGGACGAACAUUUUUACUUCAUUGGCUGCCACUGACAGCACUAGAUGUCGCUAAACACAACAGAAUGAUAAUCAAACGUCUUUUAUCGUCAUUGGCAUUGAAAGACUAAAAAAAAAAAUCGUCACAUGACCUGGCGAUGCCCGGGAUGGGAGCGAAUGAACGUUCAUUUGCUGCCACCGUCCCACUUCAAAUUGAUUGGACAUCUAGCGCUGUCAAUGGCGUCAAAUGAAGCAAAAAUUUUGUUCUUCCUCGUUCACCAAUUUAUCGUUAGUAGACAUCCAAUCCUUUUCGAAGUUGGAGAUUGGACGUCUACUAGCCAUAAACUCAUUAAUAGCAAGGUGCAUCUUGGCCAGAGGAAGAGAUAAGUUCGACUUAACCGGCAGCCAUUGACGUCAAUAGAUGUCCAAUCCAUUUUGAAGUGGAUUGGACAUCUACUAGCAAUGAAUUGGUAAAAGAGGAAGAACACUAUUUUUCUUCAUUGGCUGCCAUUGACAGCGCUAGCUACUAGCGCUAUACACAAAAGAAAGAUGGCGCCCAGCCAUGCUACCUUAGCGCAUUAGCAAAGUUUAGCUUCACGCUACUCACGCAUUUUGAGGCCUUUUUAAAUGGAAAUAAAAGUAAAACAAAUCAAGCUUUUUGGCUUUUUAUCUUAGAAAUUUAAAAAAGCACCUUAAAUACUCACAGCUUAGGCGUAGCGACAAAAAAGAAAAAUGACGACGCCAGUCCCGAAUGGAGUCCAGUCGAAAGCACAUUUGUUUACCCGCCUUCACCGCUGUAUAUUUUUGUAUAGUACUCAUUUGCCAAAAUAUUUGUGUCAGUGGGGAGGAAAAGUCAUGUUCAAGUGGUCCGCCCGUCUCGACUGUGUCGUCGUCAUUUCCACUGUGCAAACGAUAGCGUUCGCGUCCCACUUGCUUUUGUUUUUUGGGUCUUUUAGAAGAUGUGCAAUAAAAAGUUGUGUUAUUGAGUUUUUGUAUUUUGCCCGAGGAAAAAUGCUCUAUGGAUGUCAUAGAUGUUGUAUAUUAAAAAGCAGAUAUUUAUAUACUUAUAAUGUUGCGUCAUAAUGAGAAUAAAUAUGAAUCAGAUGACGUUUUGGCCUUGUUU
This is a messenger RNA of Corythoichthys intestinalis (scribbled pipefish), 9795 nucleotides long. RefSeq names its product microtubule associated serine/threonine kinase family member 4 (gene mast4). The record is from RefSeq and is a predicted model, not a curated record. Gene Ontology annotation, biological process: peptidyl-serine phosphorylation; intracellular signal transduction; cytoskeleton organization. The coding region runs from base 270 to 6134 and encodes 1954 amino acids. Gene Ontology annotation, molecular function: ATP binding; protein serine/threonine kinase activity; magnesium ion binding. Lineage: Eukaryota; Metazoa; Chordata; Actinopteri; Syngnathiformes; Syngnathidae. The transcript is spliced from 29 exons.